AUGGAAAACUACAAACAGUUUCUUGUCAUUUUGUCCUCCGCCGGCGUUGUGGGCCUUAUUGCCAUCAUAUUUGCGAUAAGAUGGGUUCUUUACUAUCAAGGGGGUCUGGCGUGGGACGGAAAAGCGGCCGAAUUUAACUGGCAUCCGCUCUUGCACAUCUCCGGAUUUAUCUUCCUGCAGGGUGUGGCCAUCAUCGUGUACAGACUACCAUGGACCUGGAAGUACAAUAAACUUAUCAUGAAGUUUGUCCAUGCAACCUUGAACUUGGUGGCCUUUAUUUUUGCCGUUGUGGCUACAGUGGCAGUUUUCGACUUCCAUAAUGAUGCCAAUAUCCCCAACAUGUACAGUCUACACAGCUGGGUGGGCCUGGCAGCUGUAAUACUUUACGGUCUACAACUUGUUUUAGGGGUUGGCCUGUAUUUGAUGCCAUUUACGCCUGUAUCCUGGAGAGCAGCCUUUAUGCCCAUCCAUACCUACAGUGGCCUUUUCCUCUUUGGUUCAGUUAUAGCAGCGGCACUCAUGGGUAUCACUGAGAAACUUAUAUUUAGCCUGAAAACCAACCCAGCAUAUAAGGAUUUGCCCCCACAGGCGAUAUUUGUGAACAUUCUGGGACUCCUUCUUGUGAUUUUUGGAGCACUAAUCCUUUGGAUUGCCACUCGGCAGUCUUGGAAACGGCCCAGUGAACAGUUCUUGCAUAGUUUGCAUUCCGACAGGGGCAGUGAGGUUGGCUCAAAAGUGGGUCCAUCCCUGUCUCAACUCUCAGAUGGAGUAGAGGGUGAAGAAGCCUUUGGAGAGGUCCGCAGGAGGAAUAAUAAGUUUGAGGACCAGGUCAACUGA
This is a messenger RNA of Nerophis lumbriciformis (worm pipefish), 837 nucleotides long. Lineage: Eukaryota; Metazoa; Chordata; Actinopteri; Syngnathiformes; Syngnathidae. The record is from RefSeq and is a predicted model, not a curated record.